Messenger RNA from Podarcis lilfordi (Lilford's wall lizard), 15241 nucleotides. The record is from the annotation of a GenBank genome assembly. NCBI's taxonomy places the organism in Eukaryota, Metazoa, Chordata, Lepidosauria, Squamata, Lacertidae.
ACUCAGCCUAUGCUCAGAACCACCCUUUCCUCUCGGCGACAAUUUUUGUAUAAUCUAUCCAAUACAAAGCUCGGCUUCCAAAGUCAAUAAAUAAAUUCAGUCCCUUAAAUCUCCCUUUGGCUUCAAGCCAUAAAUCUUCUGCGCUCCUUUAGUUGCAAUAUAAACGCAUGGACCACAGGGGGCAGCAGAGAGUCGUAUCUGUUCUUCUGGUCACGCCUCCUCAAGCGGGAAACGCCAAACGGAAGUUUUACGAGCCUCGCGGCGACCCGUAGCCAGGCUACACCAACGAAGCGGGUGAAGAGUCGCCCAGACGAGGAGGAGGCCGGAGCCUCGCAGGCCCGAGACGCGGCUAUGGCAGCCCAGUCGCCCCAACUCGCUGCCCGGCGGAGCCGCUUCGUUGUGGUGGGAGGUGGCAUUGCCGGAGUGACGUGCGCUGAGCGGGUAACGUACUGUCCCUGCGCCUCAGAAACCAUAUACGCGGUCUCUGCGCAUGCGCCCUCUGGAGCAACGUUUGCUGAGCGGCUGAAGUACCUUGCGUAUUUGCGCAUGCGCCCUCUGGCCUUUUCCCUUCCACGCCUUUCCCUACGGAAACUUCUUGGUUGUUUCAUAGACGUAUAAUGAGAAGAUGGGUAUGCGGUGCGUAGCUUCCGAGGUGGCUUCCCACGGUUCCCCAUUAAAAGCAACAACGCAGAAAUCAAGCAUUUUAGUGUAACUUUGAUUAAAGUCUACCCAUUCCCCGUCCCUAGGACAAGAUCUACCAUGUUCCAAUUAAUGUCACAGCAUGAUUUAACAUAGGCUUUUUUCUUGAACAGUAAGAAAGCUAAAAAUUUCCCACUGUGUCUAAAUAGGACCUCUGUUUCAGAGGUAGGAUGCUAAUACCAGUUAUUGGGGGGGGGUAGAUGAAUUUAAAUAAUUGUCUGUUUGGAAAAAUGUAGGUGUGAGUUGCUCGUUUUAAAAAUAACUUAUAAUAUUUUCUACCCCUUUGAACAGCUGGCUACAGAGUUUCCUUCUGAUGAUAUUUUAUUAGUCACAGCAUCUCCUCUUAUAAAAGCAGUAACGAACUUCAAGCAGGUGAGAACAGAACUAAUAACUGCUUCUUGGGGAUUUGGGGUAAGGUGAAGUAAUCUACUCUGCUGUUGUAACCCUGUUUCAAUGGCCACUGCAGGCCCAUUUUUCCUGUAGUAGUGCCCACUUUUAAUACUAGGAUUUAGGGCCAUUCAAAGAAAGUACUUCUUUGCGUGGCACAUAGAUGAGCUGUAGGAAAUUUGCUCCCAUUGGAUGUUCCAAUGGCCACCAACUUGGACAACUUUCAAAGGCAAAUCCAUGGGAAACAAAGUUAUCAUUGGCCACUAGCCAUGAUGACUAUGUUCUCUUUCCAUUGUUGGAGGCAGUAUGCUUCUGAAUAACUGUUGUUGGGAACCACAAGCGAGGAGAGCAUUGUUGCACUUUGUCCUGCUUGCAGGCUUCCCAUUAAGAGCUGGUCCCUGGGAUAACAGGAUGCUGGGUGAGAUUGGCUUUAAGGAUGUGUUUGUGUGUGUUCUCCUUUGCAGCUAUUGCUGCUGUUUGCAGGUCCCUGCAAAUAUCUAGGACUGGGAAAGCCUGAAUUUCCCCACUUAACAUGUAAUCAGUAGCAGCAUCCCACUGCAGUUGCAGCUGUUGGUCCAGCUAUUGGGUAGGGUGUGUGUGUGUGUGUGUGUGUGUGUGUGUGUUUGAACUAGCCCUAAGGGAGUGUCAUCUAUGAAGCUUGCCUUUCAGGGUUGACAAGAACCCGAGGGGUUCUUUGGUGCAUUUGUGCAUCAGUAGAUUUUGGUUAGGAAGUUGACUUGCAUCUGAAGGAUAUUUUUGUUUGUUUGUUUUUGACAGGUUUCCAGGACUUUAGAAGAAUUUGAUGUUGAAGAACAAGCAAGCAGCAUCUUAGAAAAACGCUACCCUAACAUUAAGGUUAUUCAGUCUGGAGUAAAACAGCUGAAGAGUGAAGAACAUGUAAGAGGACCCUUCAUCCUUUUGUCUUUUUCUGGAAUGAGAAAUGGCUUUCCCUUUCCAGGAUGAGAGCGGAGCUGUCUUGAUAUGAAAAAUCAAGUCUCAUGUUGUAGACUAGGUGACCAACACGGUCACCUCCAGAUAUUCCUGCACCGGUAGAGUCAGGUGAUUCUAAUCUACUAGGGCAUAGCCCUGUCAGUGGGACUUACACAUGCAGUGGUUUACAACCUAUAAAGAUGAGACGGGAGCUGACUUUUCAUGCAGACAUUAAGCUGGUUGUGGUAGAAACUAAUGCAUGCACACUGGGGCAAGGCCCACCCCUGCCCCAGGCCAGGAAAUUGAGGGUGGGGUUUCCAGAGCAGGUUUUUGAUGCGGUGUGAGAAACUGCUAUUGUCGGGAGCAGAUAUUGGCGAAGCAGUUGAUAUGCCAGACAGCGCUUGUUGAAUUUUAAUACCCAAGUGAUGUCUGCGUGAGAGGAGGAGAUCCACUUUAUUGCAUCAAACCAGCUCUUAGGAGCCAGGAGCAUAGUCGAGUGCUUUGGAGAACAUCCUACACUGCCACCCAGAGGAAGGUUUUCCUAUUUGUGUUCCUCUGUGUGAAUUGACAGCCUGAAUCUUAAGUGUUUGCUCAUCCAGCUGCAUUGGAAGCCGGCUAGCUUGCAGACUUCCUACUGAAGAAGUAGCUUUGGAGGGAUUGCUGGUGAACUACAAGAGGGGGAAUGGUGCAAGGUAUCGCAGGCAGGAAGUUCUCGCUGUUCUUCCUGGAGCUCUUUGGAGAACAUGUGGGAAAUGUGCUUCAGGUUCUUUUUUCCUAGCUUCUCUCAUUCCAUUCUCCUGUGCACAAAUGCUUCUGUUGCUUAAGCUCAACAAGCAUUGAAGCCGAUCUGCACAGGACAGGGGCAGUUCUUCCUUGUUUCAAUGUGAAACCGCCCCAUCAUAGAACUGUAGAGUUGGAAGGGACCACAAGGGUCUUCUACUUCAACCUCCUGCAAUGCGUAAAUCUUUUGCUCAACCUGGGGUUCGAACCCAUGACUCUGAAUUAAUGUAGAGUGAGGAUGGGGAAACUUGGGUCCUUCCAACUGUACAAUUCUAUGAGUCUAUGGUUUUUUUUAAAAAAAGGAUCAAUGGCAUGCUGUACUGGACCCUUCAAAGAUGUCCUUCUCUUCUUUCUUUUCCAUUUUAUAACAUGGUUGCAGAAAAUAAUCACGGAAGCCGGUCAGGAGUAUGUCUACGAAAAAGUUUGUCUGUGUGCUGGAGCAAGGCCAAAGCUGAUUACUGAAAGAAACCCCUUCGUGUUGGGAAUCCGCGAUACAGACAGCGCAGCGGUAAUGCUUGUUGUGUGCUUUCAGCAGUCUCCGACGCAGACAUAGAUUUAUAAAUUUGGUGAGGUCUAAGCCAGAAAUAACCAUGCAGCACAGAAACACAGAAAAAGAGAGAGGGUUUCCUCUAGCUUCCGAAAAGUCAAAAGGGGACACCUCUGACAGGCGUUUCUAAGCAGGGGAGUUCUGCAGCGUUGCUUAACGGAACAGAAAUAUUGGAAAGAAAUGUAGAAUGUGGAAAGAAAGACAACCACAAGAGAGAGAAAAGAAGAUUUUGCACAUACUUGUAGCGCAGAUAGAUAGAUAGAUAGGUCUGCUUUUAUUCAGCUAUAUAGUCUUGCAGGGGAGUGGAAGGGAGCUCAGACUUUAAAAGCAGAGAGCUAUAUUGCCCCCAAAUAGGGAGCCGAGUAGUGCCCCUCCCUCUUUGUUUUAACUGGUAAUUAAAUUUGGUUUGUUUUGGGGUCAAAUGGGGUCAGCUCUGUUGCAAUAACAGAGGAAGGGCCACAGUUCAGUGGUAGAGCAUCUACUUUGUACGUAGUAUGUCCUGGGUUCAGUUCCUGGCAACUCCUGUGGGACCAGAAGAGGCUGUUGUUCAUAACCCUGGAGAGUCACUCCCAGUCAAGGUUGAUGAUCCUGAGCUUGACAGGCCAACUGCAUCACUCAGUAGAAGGCAGCUUCUUAUGUUACUAUAAUGAUCUCUCUGUCUGUCUCUGUGUCAAGUGCAGGAAUUUCAGAAACAUCUGGCAAGAGCGAAAAGAAUAACCAUUGUGGGAAAUGGUGGCAUUGCCCUGGAAUUAGUGUACGUAAAUCUUCCUUCUUUUGAAAAAUAAGUGAAGCUAAGAGCUUUAUUAUUAUUAUUAUUAUUAUUAUUAUUAUUAUUCUGCUGGGAGCUGCCCAGAGUGGCUGGGGAAACAGAGCCAGAUGGGCAGGGUAUAAAUAAUAGAUUAUUAUUACUACUACUACUACUACUACUACUAUUACUACUACUACUAUCUUAGCUAUAGAUCUAAUUUGUGCUGCUAUUGUACAUCCGUGCCUUUUUGGAACGCUGAAUGCAGUGUGAGAACCUAACAUUAAUUUUUUUUUAAUUUGCCAGGUUUGCACGUCACAUUAAACCGUAGUUAAAAUGAACUAUGAUUUAAUGUGAAGUAGCAGUGCUGAAAUCAUGGCCACUUUGCUCCAUGCCUGUUCCUGCAAGGAAACAAGCCAUGGUCUUUGGGGUGUUUUUUCACUUGUCCAAACACCAGCUUCGUGGCUUGUCCCUCUCCAAAACAAACCACGAGUGGAAGCCAGGGUUUCUCUUGGCUUAGAAUUUUAUAGUUUGUUUGGAGAGAAACAAAUUUGGAGGCCAGGAUUGGAUGACUCACCAAGCCAGGCCAUGACUUAUUUCCCAGCAAUGUAGCAGCAGUGGAGGAGGAGUGAAGUACCUGUGAUUUCAGGAGCUAGCACCAGGCACUGCUUGUUCGUGUGAAAAAUAGUGACAUGUAAACCAGGUUGCUUUUUAAACUUGUUUCUUUUCUUUUUUAAAAACCCCCACCUUAAUUACAGUAACACACCAGAAACAAAAUAGCUUAAAAAUAAUAAUAAAUUUAAAAAAAAAACAAAAAAACUUUUUAUUCAAAAUUAAAACAUAUUAUCCAGAAACAUAUCAUCCUUAUUUCCCCCCCCCCCCAUUUUUCCUCCCUCCCCCACAGAACCCACCCACCCCCUGACUUCCCUCAGUUCCAGUCUUUGGUUUCUCUAAAAAUGCUGUUUUCUGCAUGUUACAUAGUUGUAUAAAUUCUCAAACUAUUUAGCUGAUUAUUAUCAAGAAAAAGUUUGUGAAUGUUUAUUCAAAACCAGCCAAGGAGUCCAAUUCGCUUUGUUGUGUCUUCAGAUACUUUGUAAAGGGUUCCCAUUCAUCUUUAAAGUCACAGUUAUCCUUGUCCCGUAGUUUGUAUGUCAGUUUUGCCAGUUCUGCAUAGUCCAUCAAUUUUUCUUGCCAUGAUUCUUUUUAGGUACGAAAUCGAAGGUUGCGAAGUCAUCUGGGCCAUCAAAGACAAAGCGAUUGGGAAUACUUUCUUUGAUGCAGGAGCGGCUGAGUUCCUGAUCCCAAAGCUGAGUGCCAUGAAACCGGAGCCUCCGAUCGCUUGUAAAAGAACAAAAUAUACGACGGCAGGUGGAAUACCAGGUACUGUAGAGCAUCUCGGGCAUUGUAAAGUGGCUCUUGCUUGUAUAUUGGCUUAUAUUGUAUGAAAACCGUUGCAUCGGCCCAACCCUGCACACUUCAGAUACAGUGGUGCCCCGCAAGACGAAUGCCUCGCAAGACGGAAAACCCGCUAGACGAAAGGGUUUUCCGUUUUGGAGGUGCUUCGCAAAACGAAUUUCCUAUGGGCUUGCUUCGCAAGACGAAAAUGUCUUGCGAGUUCCUGCGGGGUUUUUUUUCCUUUCCCCCCCUUUUUCCCAAGCCGCUAAGCCGCUUAACAGCUGAUCGCUAAGCCGCUUAUCAGCUGAUCCGCUAAGCCACUUAACAGCUGAUCCGUUAAGCCACUAAGCCGCUUAUCAGCUGAUCCGCUAAGCCGCUUAACAGCUGAUCCGUUAAGCCACUAAGCCGCUUAUCAGCUGAUCCGCUAAGCCGCUUAACAGCUGAUCCGUUAAGCCACUAAGCCGCUUAUCAGCUGAUCUGCUAAGCCCGCUAAGCCGCUAAUAGCGCUAAUCCGCUAAACCGCUAAUGGGCUUGCUUCGCAAGACGAAAAAACCGCAAGACGAAGAGACUCCCGGAACGGAUUCUUUUCGUCUUGCGAGGCACCACUGUAUUUGCAAACUGUAAGAGAUGAGGUAGCGUUGGGGCUGAGUUUGUGGAGUGGGAAUAGCUGCUGCAAGAACAGGGUGGGAAGUUGGGUUGCACUCGUAAUAAGUGAAGGUAAAGGAUCCCUGGACGGUUAAGUCCAGUCAGAGGCGACUAUGGGGUUGCAGCGCUCAUCUCGCUUUCAGGCCGAGGGAGCUGGUGUUUGUCCACAGACAGCUUUCCGGGUCAUGUGGCCAGCAGGACUAAAUAAGAAGUACAGAAGGACCUGGGAUUGCAGGACAAGACCUGCCAAGAAAAACAAAGAAUUUAUUUAUGUAUGCUACAACGGCGGCAAGAGUUUUGAUAGCACAAGGAUGGAAGAAUGAGGAAAUCCCAACGAAAGAACAAUGGCAAGAAAAAUUGAUGAGCUAUGCAGAGUUGGCUAAAUUGACAUAUAAAUUGCGGGGCAAGGACAACUGUGACUUUAAGGAAGAAUGGGAGCUUUUUACAAAUUAUCUAAAAAGACAACAAAAUGAACUGGACUCCUUGGCAUGUUAGAUAAAUAAUGUAAGGAUACGUACAAUUUUAUAACAUGCAGAGAAUGAUAUGUGCUGAGAAAUCAGAGAGAGGAGCUGAGGGAAGUCUCUGGUGGUGGGGAGGAAGAGAUGGAAGGAAGGGGGGAAAUAAUGUAUGCGAUUAUACAGUUUGAUAAUUCGUUAUGUUGAAAUUGCUAAUAAAAAUAUUUUUUUAAAUAAAGAAGUACAGAAGGACCUUGUACAGAAGAAGGACCUUGUAAAGACCUCAUCUGGGGCAACCCAGUCAGAUGGGUGGUAUAUACAUACAAUUAUUAUUAUUAUUAUUAUUAUUAUUAUUAUUAUUAACCCUGCCCUGCUGAGGAGAGGCUGUAUUGUCUUUGUACCCAGAAAAUAUAUAGGCUGCCUGUACUUCCUCUAUAGCAUAUGUCCUUAUCUCUUUCCUCCUUGUCCCCCAGGAAGUGAGAUAGAACAAAGUGCUGCAGCAAACCCAGGGGAAAUCGGCAGCGCCUUAGGCCCCGACUGGCACGAAGGCUUAUGUCUUAAGGGAGCAAAAGAGGUAUGGCUGCUUAUCCUAAGCUCCCUUCGGGUGUUCCCCUGUGCCCCAUUAACAAUCAGGAACUUUAUAUAAAGCCCUUCUGGCCGAGGGUGUUUACAGAAAUAAACUACAUUACAAGUCAACAUGCAGAAUAUACCCCAAGUAUGGGCUUCUUGACCGUUUUUAAAGAAGGGCAACCUGACCUUUGUUAUAAAGUUAAAAUAAAAUACUUUACUGAUAACUGAAGAAUGCCAACUACCAAAAUCACUGAUUGUACUUUGGCAAGCUUAACUAGAUUUUGUCUCUUUUUUGUAAUUGUUAUAUAUUGGAAAUUAAUAAACCUAUAUUUUUAAAAAAGGAAUUAUGUGACUGGGAGGCAGUGAGACCCUGGCCCUACUGCUUCAUUCCUGCUGGCUAUCUAUACCUUGGGCAAUUAUGUCUGAAGAGGAGAAUCUGCUCUACAUUCCUAGGCUCCCUCCUUGAUUUAGAGGCACGGUCAACCAGGACUCAACGGAGAUAAAUUUUUGGACAGGAGCCACAGAGAAAUUUAUCUAGACCUCUUACUUAUUUAGUACUUUCUUAAGGAUUUGCAGAGUGACUUUUAGGGCAUAGCCCUCAUGAGGCAGUUUUCCUACAUAGUGGGUAAUAAGUAACAUUAAGAAGACAACUUUUAAAUCCAAUACGCCAAGAAAGUUUUCAGAAUAGAAGCUUGUAACUAAUACCGUGCCAGAUCACACUAUAAAAAUCACUUGAAAGUUUGUAGCAAGCUGAAUUGACCAGAAAGCUCAACAUCAAAAAUGUUAAUAAAAUUUGGCACAAAACAAAUGUGUUUGUUAAGGCUCGCACUGUAGGAGUCGCACAUAACUUAAGUAGGAAUGGUGUUAUCAAAUGCAAUUAUUUGUUAUCUUUCAGCUGUCCCACAAAGUUCACAUUGAAAGCCUUUGUGAAGUGAAGAAGAUCUAUCUCUGGGAAGAGUUCCAGCAGUCAGAGAAGGUGUCUCUGGCUUUCCCCAGAGUUCAGCCGGACGAGAGGAAUGCAGAAAUGGAUGAAGGUAAACAGUGUGUCAAGAAGAGUGCAAGACUUCCCCCCCCCCAAAAAAAAUGUAUGCAACUACUGCGGCCCGUGUUUUGUUAGCCCAGAAAUGGAAAAUGAGCGAGGCCCCAACCAAAGAAGAAUGGCAACUCAAGUUGACAAAAUAUGCACAACUCGCAGACUUAACAUAUAGAAUAAGAGAACAUGAAUAACAUACGUUUAGAGAAGAUUGGAAAACGUUUAUUGAAUAUAUGGGAAAUAAUUGUGUACAGCUGAAAACGCUGGCAGCAGCAAGAUAAAUCCAACAGUGUAAAUAAGUUUUGAUGGAUUCAAUAUUGGAAUACUGAACGGUAUAGUUUUUUGUAAAUUAUGCAGGGAUUUAUGAUAUGUAAAAUGAACCAUGGAAAGAGAAGAAGGGAAGUCAUUGAUAUCUUAAGGAUGCAAAACGAAUGUUUUUAAUUGUAAAACAGAAAAUUUAAUUUAAUUAUAUCAAUCAUCUAUCUAUCUUCCUGGAGAUUAUAUAUAUAUAUAUAUAUAUAUAUAUAUAUGAAGAGUGCAGGACAGUGCAGGGUCUUAUUUGCAGAAUGAAAGCAUGGCUUACAAACUCCUCUCCCAUUUGUGCCUGGCCCCACCUGGCAGGUGGGCCCCAAAAGGUUGAACAGAAUGGAGCAUGGCCCUCAGGGUGAAAGAGGUUCCUCAUCCCUGGUGUCCAGCUGUCGCUCUCCCAAGUGUAUCAUCUUAAGGAGGCUCUAGGGGGUCACUAGAAGAAUUAUAGCUCCCCCUGCUUGCAAUCCAGGGCAAUCCUAGUAGAGGAACAAAUGAAUCUUAACACCUGGAAACCUCUGAGUCUGUUCCUAAUCCACAUAACCUGGACCGUGUGUGUUCACAUGCCUGAACUUCCAUUCUUCCAGAGAGGUGGCCGGUGUAUGUUGAGUUGACCAGCGGGAAGAUAUAUGGCUGCAACUUCAUUGUCAGUGCGACCGGGGUUGUACCAAAUGUCCAACCAUUCCUUGAUGGCAAUAAUGUAAGAAUUAACACUGAGAAUAUGAAAUUGUUUUUCUAUGCAAGGCUUUUAAGGAUACAACAAAAAGGGCCAACCCAUUUAAAGUACUAUUAAUAUAAAAUUUGGGGUGGGUAAGUCCCCUGAGAUAUUGAGCUGUGCAGUAUGCAGUUUAUGGGUACCUUAAUUUGAACCGAAUGAACGAAAUGUUAUGCAGCUUAAGAGGAUCCCCAUAUCUUGUAGAAUUUGGCUUGCUGUGUUUUCCUUUUAGCUCCAUUAAUAGCACCCAUUUACUAGUACGUAAUAACAGAGAGGGGAAUCUUUCCAUACCCAAGGCCCACAUUCCCUUCUGGAAAGUUGUCCAAGGUCCACAUGCCAGAAGUGGUUUGAGCAACAGAUGUAACCUUUCACUUUUGUACCAUAGGUUAAGGGGCGCGGGUGGUGCUGUGGGUUAAACCUCAGAGCCUAGGACUUGUCGAUCAGAAGAUCAGCGGUUUGAAUCCCCGUGACGGGGUGAACUCCCGUUGCUCGGUCCCUGCUCCUGCCAACCUAGCAGUUCAAAAGCAAGUCAAAGUGCAAAUAGAUAAAUAGGUACCACUCCGGCGGGAAGGUAAACGGCGGUUCUGUGCGCUGCUCUGGUUCACCAGAAGCGGCUUAGUCAUGCUGGCCACAUGACCCGGAAGCUGUACGCCGGCUCCCUUGGCCAAUAAAGCGAGAUGAGCGCCGCAACCCCAGAGUCGGUCACGACUGGACCUAAUGAUCAGGGGUCCCUUUACCCUUUACCUUUACCAUAAGUUAGAUUCUCUGCACACUUGCACACCCAAUUUGUAGCCUCUGGCAAGCUAGAGGCAUUAUCAGAGUUGAAGGACACAUUCCAGCCAGGCCAGAACAUUCAAGAAGGGUAUGAAAUAGGGCUGGUGAGGGCUCUGGCUUGAGUAGAGUCCCGUGGGAUCAUAGAUUUAUAGAGUUGGAAGGGACCAAGGGUCAUCUAGUCCAACCCCACACAAUACAGGACUCUCUUGCCUAAUGUAGAGGUUGAAGCCACGACCCUGAGAUUAAGAGUCUUGUGCUCUGCCAACUGAGACCCAGAGGGCAGCAUGUGGAACUUAACAAACCCCCUCAUUCUGAGAGUCUGCGUUUGGGAAAUCUUUGCUUGUAGCACCACCUUUAGACUCGAAGUUCUGUGUCCUUCCUGCAGUGUGGGCGCUAGUAAGCCCUGCCUCUUGUUUGUCAAACUGCGGUCUGAAUAUUUGGGGCAGUUAAGAGUCCUUUUUAAAAAUAAAUUUAUUUAACAUAAUUAUUACAAAAUACAAGGAAAAUACUGCAAAUACAUACAUACAUAUAUAUUUCAGAUAAGCACACAUAUAUAAAAAAAGAACAAAAAGGAAAAAGGAAGAAAAGAAAAAAUAAGGAGAAAAAGAAGAAGAAAAAUUGGAAGAAUUUCUUCCAAAUUUAUUCUACAAAUAUCUCAAUAAUAAAAUUUCAUUGAUUGACUUCCAUCGCUUACACUGCACUUCCUAUAUACAUUUUAAGCAAAAUUGUAUCUGUUAUUCCGUAUUUUCCCCAUACAAUCUUAUACAAAUAUUCUAAUCAAUAAGUUUUCUAAAUCUUUCAUAAAUCUUUUCUAAACACAACCAAUACCUUACACUUAAUCUUUGUCUCAAGAGUCCUUGAUUGGACAGGAUGUGCGGCCAGAGACUUGAGAUCUUUCCAAGUGCGGCAGCUCUAAGGACUGGGAUACCGAUAGCUAAAUUGGGAUGGGCCAAAGGGUGUGGCUUCUUCAUAACAAUACCCUUAAAAGACACAUAAGAGCCCCCAACCUCGGAUCUUAUUAAGACCAGCAAAGUUUUGUCUUCCAGCCACCCACCAUUUUGCAGAAAUCUGCAUUUACCUCUUAAAUGCUUAGUUUGUUCUAGGUGAAGAUGGGGGUCUGACAGUGGACAAAUACAUGCAUACUUCUCUACCAGAUAUCUACGCGGCAGGGGACAUCUGCACUACGUCAUGGGAGCCUAGUCCAGUUUGGCAGCAGGUAAGGCAAAUGUAGAUGUGUGUAGCUUUAACAAGAUUUCCUCAGGGUAAUUUAAUCCCAUCAGUGUAUUACCGGUAUAUAAUUAGCCUGGGCUUUCUUCUAGUUCAUGUUGUCCUAAACACAUUGUACAUCUGGCAGUUCAGUUAAAUGACAGAACAGAAGGGAAUGAACACCUGCCUUAAGUAAUAAUAAUAAUAAUAAUAAUAGUAAUAAUAAAUUUUGAUUUAUACCCCUACCUCCCCAGCCAAGACUGGGCUCAGGGCGGCUAACAACCAAUAAUAAAAACAAGUUGAUUAAAAUACAAUUUAAAAGAUUAAGAUACAACAUUAAAACAUUAGGGUGCAAUCUCUUCAAAGGAAGAGAAAGGAAAAAGAAAGAGGGGGAGGGAAUCAAACUGAUUCUAAGCCAAAGGCCAGGUGGAACAAUUCUGUCUUACAGGCCCUGCGGAAAGAUAUCAGAUCCCACAGGGCCCUGGUCUCAUGAGACAGAGCAUUCCACCAGGCCGGAGCCAGUUUUGAGAAGGCCCUGGCUCUGGUUGAGGCUAAUCUAACUUCCUUAGGGCCUGGGACCUCUAGGGUGUUACUAUAUAUGGACCUUAAGGUCCUCCGUGGGGCAUACCAGGAGAGGCGGUCUCGUAGGUACGAGGGUCCUAGGCCGUGAAGGGCUUUAAAGUGCCAUCCUCUGUGCUCUUUUAUCUCUGAGACCAGAGAUAAAAGAGCACAGCCAUUUAUGGGCUAUGCCCUGUAUCCCCACAUCAGCGAGGCGGUGGUCUAAAAGAUCAUGAUCGACCAUGUCAAAGGCUGCUGAUAAAUCUAAGAGAAUCAGCAGUCCCGACCCGCCUCAAUCCCCUAAGUAUCAAACUUAGGGGUGGAAUUGUUGGCCAAAUCCACAGCCGGCCAAAGGACUUUGCCCCAGUUUUCAGAGGAUACUAAAUAAAGUAUCUUGAGCUGCCAGAAGUCUCCAGGUGACUGUAGCAGCAAUUUGUUGUAGCGGCUUCUACAGCCACCUGCAGAAACUCCUAUUCCAGCCGUCUGUUGUCUGCCAAUCUACAAUCUUCAUUCAUCUUCCAUGUGUCCUUGGGGCUGGAAAAUUGGAAGUGAAGAGGAAUAGGAUUAUUAUUUAUUUGAAUAUCCUGGGAAAGGCAUGACAAACAGGAUCACUUCAGCCAGUGAUGGGGUUUUUUGUGUGGAUCCCACGUAUAAGGGUAACUAUCAAUGCUUCCCAUAUUUUUAGCAAGGGCCGUACUUUAUAGUAGCUCUCUGAUAAGCUGAGCACUUGAGAUUGGGCUCCAGGAAAACACGCUCAUUGUUCUAAAACGCUUGCUUGCAAUCUCGGUGCAUAGAUUCCCAUAUCCUUUUUUCCAGAUGAGGCUUUGGACCCAGGCUAGGCAGAUGGGAUGGUAUGCUGCAAAAUGUAUGGCUGCUGAUACUUUAGGGGAACCUACAGACAUGGACUUUUGCUUUGAACUCUUUGCUCAUGUGACAAAGUUUUUCAAUUACAAGGUAAUGAACUGUGUAUAAACGACUGCAAUGAUUCACUGUUUUGGAAUGGCUUGAUUGCAAGGGAUUCCAUUUUAAUUCUGCAGAAUGCUACCACACCUAGCUUUCUCUCUGCACUGAUGAGCAGCAAACUAACUGGCUUCCUCCCCCCCCCCCCCCCAGCAUGUAGCGCACACAGUUUCAGAGUAAAAUACUGGACUGCAAGAUGUCCAGAUACUGCUUUAUGUCAGUACAGUAUAUGAUCCUACAAAAUGAGUAACUUAGCUCAAGGAAAUCGAUCCAUAAGCAGCAGUGUCUGGUUAGCACAGAACUUACCAUGUUUAGGAAUUCAUAAAUGCAGAUUAGUCUCUACCAGUUAUUACCCUUGGUCUUCAUAUAGCUUGCCUCAAAACACUGUAAUCCAGAUUCUUCCAUUUCCAAAAUCAUUGCAAUUAUUUACUGCAGGUAUGAUUGUAAAUUGCCCUACUAAUAUCGCCUAAUCUUCAAUGGCAGUAGGUUUAGAUUUCCAUAGGUAGGCCAUGAUUUGUCUCACUUGGGAAAUAUGCACAACUCCAGUCCUCAUGAUAGCAAAUCUCAAGAGUACAUUUAUGUAGCUAAAACCUAAUUUCACCACAUGGAGCUUCCUUUGUAAAAGAUGUAGAGGCUACUCUCAAGGCAGACCCAAAGCAAAUCAGUACUAGAGUAACUAGAUUAAGGCAGAGGGCUCUCUUCUGCACUACUUGCACUCUCAAGACCACAACUUAUUUUUUUCCCCAUUCCCCCAGGUGGUGCUGCUGGGAAAGUACAAUGCGCAAGGCUUGGGCUCAGACCAUGAACUGAUGCUCAGGUGCACUAAAGGGCAGGAGUACGUCAAAGUCGUGAUGCAGAAUGGGCGCAUGCUGGGAGCAGUAUUGAUUGGAGAAACAGACCUAGAAGAAACCUUUGAAAACCUGAUUCUCAACCAAAUGGAUCUGUCACGCUAUGGGGAAGAUCUUUUGGAUCCAAGGAUAGACAUAGAGGAUUACUUUGACUGAACAUAAAAAAGUGUCGGUGACUACUUUUUUAAAAAAUGAAAAAAGAGAGAAGGUUCCCCUAGGCAGACUACACAUAUAAGGAUAGAUGAUUGUAAUUUCCUUAAAAACCAUGGUUGUGGGUGCUUUCAGGCUUUGCUGCUAAACAUGGUCUACCGACGUUCAAGCACUGAACUGUGGGGAAGUGUAUUACAGUGGUGCCUCGCAAGACGAAAUUAAUUCGUUCUGCGAGUUUUUUCGUCUUGCGAAUUUUUCGUCUUGCGAAGCACGGUUUCCCAAAGUCUUCAAAAUCACCAAAGUCUUCAAAAACCUCAAAAAAAGGCUACCACACCGCGUGCUAUUGAGUUGCUCCUCGAAGUCACCCUGGGUAUUAACGGUUUUAAGAAAAAGGAAACAAACUUGCAAGACGUUUUCGUUUUUUUUGUCUUGCGAAGCAAGCCCAUAGGGAAAUUCGUCUUGCGAAGCAACUCAAAAAAACGAAAAACUCUUUCGUCUUGCGAGGCAUUCGUCUUGCGAGGUACCACUGUAUCUAGUACAGACUUAAUAUAAGGUUCAGUGGGGCUUACAUAUUGAAUAUUUUGUAUUUUACUUGCAUCAUGCAAAAGCAGUUUGCAUAAACAGAUGUUAAAAUAAAAGAUUCAAUUAUUUGCAGUUUAAAAAUUAUAGGCAUAAUUUUGCCAAAGUUUAAGCAUUUUGAAAUGCUUUUUAAAAAACAGCAGUGCUUAUUUCUCUUUCUUCCUCCCCCCCCCCAAAAAAAAAUGGUUUGGAAGUGCUGAAACUUUAGAUAGAUUUUGAUUAUCUAUUUGCUUCUUUAAAUUAUUUUUCUAACUAUGCUGGAGGCCACUUUCACUUACACACAGAUGGGCUUUAUCCCUACCCCCUGGGAGGCACGGAUACUGGAACACUGCAGCCAGUGAUACAGAACUAAACAUAGGUCUGUAAGGAGGGUUCCUCAGGGUCUGCUCAGUAGGACAUGUAAAUGGUAAGUGAGAGAACCUGUUGAUUCGUCAGCUUUCAAAAUAAAAUUUCAGGACUUGGGUAAUGCUGGGAUGACAAUUUAAAAUGUAUUUUUAUUUUGAAAAAAUUAAAAACAUCCCAUAACUUGAAUUGCACUGUAGUGGUCUGGGUCGGUCAAGUAACUUUGCUUGGGAGAAGCAGCUACCCAAUGAAGGUCCCUUUAAAAAGAGUAACUGUUCUACUUCAUUGGAAGUAGUUAGGUUCCCACUAUGCACUUUGCCUCUAUUACAGCAUGUCGCCAGGUUUUACAAUAUAGCUGCCUCUGGAAACAGCCCAAGGUCUAUUCAGUUCACUGUGGCCAAAAACACAGCACUAGAAUUGAGAAACAGGGCAUGGCAGAGACAUUUAUGCCCUUGCAAGUAAAUACCCUGCUUUUGAAUUACUAUGUACUUAUAUUUAACUGCCAUGCUCCAGCUGCUGAUGGACUUAUUAACACACUCUUCAUUUUCCUUUCAGAAUAAUUAUACACCAUUGUGAAAAUUCAAAGCAGUUCAACAAAGGAUAAAACAGUAAAAAAU